AUGGAUUUGCUCUCGCCGUCCUGUUGCAGAUUGUGCCUUAAUAAUCCACAGGCAGAAUCGCUUGUUUUUUCUGUUUUCGAUACCUUCCAAGGGAAUGUUCUGUCGCAGCUAAUCGAUGAGUUGUUUGUAAUAAAGGUUUUAGAAAACGAUCGGCUGCUAUCGCUUUGCCUCGAGUGCGUGAAUCGUAUAAAUACGGUGCACAAGAUCAAGCAACUGUUCGUAGAAAAUGAUCGCAAGUUACGCGAAUUACACCAAACCAGUCAGCCCUCGGUCGGAGCAUUUGUGGAAGAGCUCGUCUAUACUGCCUUUGCUUCCGACACUUUGGACAAUGCGAACAUCGAAGUCGGAGGGUCAGCGCUUAGCCAAGCAAUUGAAACUGUUCCAAAUAAUCAAUCGGGAGGUGCAUCUUCUCAAAAAUGUACCACUGAUGAUCGCACAUUCACCGAUGAGGAAACAAACGAUGCUACCACAGAUCUGCACUGUGAUGCGGAUGUUAAGGGUGAACCGAUUCAUGAAAAUCAACCCACCGUCACUAAAAUCGAUUGCCCUGCUUCUCUGUCACUGAUCCAGUUGCCCCGAUACAAGUGCUACUUUUGUGGAGUCACGUUCGAAAGCUCGUUGCAGUUUACCCACCAUAUGCCGAGCCACUUUACCGAUGUGCCAUACACCUGCACGGAAUGUGAUGGGUUGGUGUUUAAAACGGUACGGGAAGCGAGCAAACACAUUUCGUACCACGACGCAAACGAACGUCCGUUCCAGUGCCGCAUCUGUACGCUUCGGUUUUCCACGCGCAUCAACAGCCUUACCCAUGAACGGAAAAUGCAUCGCUAUAAGCUGAAACGAAUGGAACGAAAGCAGGGGAAUAAUGGACACGCGAAACGAAAAGUGCCCGACAAACGCAACAAACCGAACAACAUCAAAGCGUCGUCAAAAGCGGCAGAAAAGCUCGCACAAUAUGGGUGUGAAAUUUGUGGGCGAAAGUUUACGGCGAAGAAAAAUUAUACCCGCCAUCUUAUGAUACACACCGGGGAAAAACCGUACAAGUGUGAUCGUUGCGAUCGAUCGUACCGACAAUCAGGGGAGCUUAAGAAACAUCGAACCAUCCAACACAUGUGCAACAAGCAGCCCACCGGCAAAGGGAAGCAAACGAACGGCAAGGCAACAGUGGCCAAUACUCGUUCCGGUUCCGCUGGCUUUCCGAAUAAAAGAAGCACCGUGAAACGGGUGCCUUCGCGAUAA
Molecule: messenger RNA, 1239 nt
Organism: Anopheles marshallii
Lineage: Eukaryota; Metazoa; Arthropoda; Insecta; Diptera; Culicidae
Product: zinc finger protein ZFP2-like
Exons: 2
Coding region: 1-1239 (412 amino acids)
Biological process (GO): regulation of transcription by RNA polymerase II
Cellular component (GO): nucleus
Molecular function (GO): RNA polymerase II transcription regulatory region sequence-specific DNA binding; zinc ion binding; DNA-binding transcription factor activity, RNA polymerase II-specific
Source: RefSeq, a predicted model, not a curated record